Molecule: messenger RNA, 1895 nt
Organism: Thlaspi arvense
Lineage: Eukaryota; Viridiplantae; Streptophyta; Magnoliopsida; Brassicales; Brassicaceae
Source: the annotation of a GenBank genome assembly
AAAAAAGAAAAAAAAAAGAUAUGGGCAUGAUCAUGAAGAAGCCUGUGAAAUACUUUCUGGUUGAUGCAUUCACUGAGUCAGCCUUUAAAGGGAACCAAGCAGCAGUGUGCAUUCUUAAAGAGGAGCACGAAAGAGAUGACGCAUGGCUUCAGUCUCUAGCCGCCGAAUUUAACGUCUCCGAAACUUGUUUUCUGACUCCGAUCACUGGUCUCGAUGCUCGCUUCCGUCUCCGUUGGUUUACUCCUUCAGUCGAGGUGGAUCUUUGUGGUCAUGGAACUUUGGCAUCUGCUCAUAGUCUCUUCUCAAAUGGUUUGGUUGAUUCAGAUAAGGUCGAGUUUGUAACACGAUCAGGGAUUCUUACAGCCGAGCGUGUUCAAGAUAAUAGUAAAGUGAGAGUGAAAGGAGGAUCCUUCUUCAUCGAAUUGGAUUUCCCUGUGAUUCCAACUUGUGAGUACAGCUCCAUUUAUGACAUUGACACCUCCAUGUUUUCCAAAGCCUUAAACGGAGCAACCGUUGUUGAUGUCCGACGAACCACGACUAAUAAUAAAGUUAUCUCAGAAGACUUUUUUAAUGGAUCUGCAAAAGCAAGUUCAACCGAUAAAAUCAUUGUUGUGCUUCAAUCUUGGGAAGCUGUCACUGAACUGCAACCAAGAAUGGAUGAAAUCUCGAAAUGUCCCGGAAAAUUGAUAAUUGUUACAGCUGCUGCUCCUGAAGGAUCUGUCUAUGAUUUCUGCAGUCGUUUCUUUUCUCCCAAGUUAGGGGUCGACGAGGAUCCCGUAUGUGGAAGUGCACAUUGUUCAUUAGCUCAUUACUGGAGUCUCAAGAUUAACAAGUGUGAUUUCGUCGCUUACUCGGCUUCGCGUAGGAGUGGAACACUCAAGGUUCAUUACGAUAGGGAGAAGCAAAGAGUGUUUCUCACUGGAAAAGCUGUGACUGUGAUGAAAGGCUCCGUUUUAGCAGGAUUCUUGAGCCAUUCGGGUUUAGUGUUGGCCUACGAUCGUAGUUUCUGCUCCAUUUUUGUUUGUGUAGGAAAGAGUUGUCUCCUCUUGCGUUUCUCAGAUGGCUCGUUUACCACCAGCUUCAUUACGACCAUCGGUAUUGAUUUCAAGAUAAGGACCAUUGAGUUGGACGGGAAGAGGAUUAAGCUGCAAAUUUGGGAUACUGCAGGACAGGAGCGGUUCCGUACAAUCACAACAGCAUACUACAGGGGAGCUAUGGGAAUUUUACUUGUGUAUGAUGUUACAGAUGAAUCAUCUUUCAACAACAUCAGGAAUUGGAUCCGUAACAUUGAGCAGCACGCCUCUGACAAUGUCAACAAGAUUCUAGUGGGGAACAAGGCUGAUAUGGAUGAAAGCAAAAGAGCUGUGCCAAAAUCCAAGGGCCAAGCUCUUGCAGAUGAAUAUGGAAUCAAGUUUUUUGAGACCAGUGCCAAGACGAAUUUGAAUGUGGAGGAAGUUUUCUUUUCAGUUGCUAAAGAUAUUAAGCAAAGACUUGCAGAUACUGAUGCCAGAGCUGAGCCACAAACAAUCAAGAUCAACCAAGCUGACCAGUCUGCUGGAACGUCCCAAACUACGCAAAAGUCAGCGUGUUGCGGUUCUUAACAUACUGAACGUAAAGGAGAAAGAAAAAGAAAAAAAACAACAACAACGAAGGAAAAAAGGCGAAAUUUAUUGUUUCUUUGGUUAUUUUCGUCCCUACCUAACACUCUUAUUAAAUGUGACUGACACAUAUAUUUCAAAAGUGCUUCUCGAGAGACACAAUUCAGCUUUUUCAGUGAAAAAGAAAUUAUUUUAUUAAUACAGAUCACUUAUAAUUACUAUGUUAAAGCAAAUGCAAACAAUGUCUUUCCCUUUUUUUUAAUAAACAUGUAAAUCAAUAUUACAUCAUCCCUACCA